This is a messenger RNA of Plasmodium fragile, 993 nucleotides long. RefSeq lists its product as uncharacterized. Gene Ontology annotation, biological process: intracellular protein transport; vesicle fusion; vesicle-mediated transport. Gene Ontology annotation, cellular component: membrane; endomembrane system; SNARE complex. Gene Ontology annotation, molecular function: SNAP receptor activity; SNARE binding. The transcript has a single exon. The coding region runs from base 1 to 993 and encodes 330 amino acids. The record is from RefSeq and is a predicted model, not a curated record. NCBI's taxonomy places the organism in Eukaryota, Apicomplexa, Aconoidasida, Haemosporida, Plasmodiidae.
AUGGAGGUCAUUUACAGAAACGUAACGAACACCUACUUCGACUACCGGAGGGAAAUAAAAAAAAAGCGAAACCGAUUCAAGCUGUCCGCUUAUGAACAACUGGACGAUGAGGAUUCAGGGAGGGAAGAGAACCUGCUAAGUCGUGCGGAAGAUAUGGAGAUGCAGACACACAGUCUGCUGCCACCACAGUGGAUUGAGAAAAUUGAGGAGUGUUCAGAGGACAUAGGGAAUAUCAAAUUAAAAUUAAUGCAGCUGGAAAAAAUUAAAAAAAAAAAAAUUGUAAAUGUUUUACAGGACGAUCAGAUGAUCGUACAGGAAAUUGCAAAAAUGUGCACCGACAUAACGGUGUUGAUUAAAAAUUGCGAGAGUAAAAUUCAAGGGAUCGCAUGGGACGACGCAUCGUGGGGGCAGGGGAAGGAUGGGCUGACCAGUGAACAGUCUGCUAAUGAGCAAGGUGAACGACAGGAGAAGCAUCCCGACCCCAACGACUUAAUCGGAAGGCUCAAAAUAAACGCAAAAAAAAGUUUAAUCUCGCAACUUAAAUCCAUAUCACAGACAUUCCACAACAAACAACAGGCAUACAUAAAUGAGUAUAAAAAAAUUUCAAAUGAGUGUAACGAUUAUGCAGGUGACUUGGCUGUCGUAGACAUGGAAGAUAUUCAACGGGCGGAAUUAACGUACGAGGCAAAUAAUAACCUGAAUGGUGUAAAUAUUGCUAGCAGAAACACUGACUUGAAGAAAAUCUCCAACACUGUUAUCGACUUGCAUCACAUUUUUAAGGAGCUCUCUGUGAUGCUGGUGGAGCAAGGAUCCAUGUUAGAUCGGAUUGACUACAAUUUAGAUUUAUCCCUUGACAAAUGUGAAAAGGGAUUAAAUAAAUUAAAAAUAUUUCAUAAAAACGAGGGGGAUAAAUUAGCUGCUCGCUGUGUAUCCUUCCUCACUUGGCUAAUAUUUGUUCUGUUAAUACUUAUUAUUUUGAAGCAUUUGUACUGA